GCGGCGUCGACCCGUGGGCGAGCCGAGCCAGAGCCUCGCCGCGACUCCAGCGUCUCCCGCGUCCCGCCCUCCAGCUCCACGGCCUCGCCACCGCCGCCAUGGUCGAAGCCGACCGUCCGGGGAAGCUCUUCAUUGGAGGGCUCAACCUGGAAACCGACGAGAAAGCCCUCGAGGCGGCCUUCGGCAAGUACGGCCGCAUCAUCGAGGUGCUCCUGAUGAAGGACCGGGAAACCUCCAAGUCCAGAGGCUUCGCCUUCGUCACCUUCGAGAACCCCGCGGACGCCAAGGCCGCCGCCCGCGACAUGAACGGCAAGUCCCUGGAUGGUAAGGCCAUCAAGGUGGCCCAGGCCACCAAGCCGGUGUUCGAGAGCGGCCGGCGCGGGCCCCCGCCCCCCCACAGCCGCGGCCGCCCGAGGGGCCUGCGCGGGAGCCGCGGCGGCGGCGGCGGCGGCCCGCGGCGCCCUCCGUCCCGGGGCGGGUCGGCCGACGAAGGCGGCUACGCGGGGGAUUUCGACCUGCGCCCCGCGCGGGCCCCGCUGCCGCUGAAGCGCGGGCCGCCGCCGCGCCGGGCCGGGCCCCCGCCCAAGAGAGCCGCGCCGUCGGGCCCGGCGCGCAGCGGCGCGGGCGUCCGCGGCCGGGCCCCGGGCUCGCGGGGCCGAGACGGCUACGGAGGCCCCCCGCGCCGGGAGCUGCCGCCGCCGCGCCGCGACCCGUACCUGGGCCCGCGCGACGACGGCUACUCGCCCCGGGAGAGCUACUCGAGCCGCGACUACGCGCGCGACCCGCGCGACUUCGCGCCCUCGCCGCGCGACUACAGCUACCGCGACUAUGGCCACUCGAGCGCGCGCGACGAAUGCCCUUCCAGGGGCUACUGCGAGCGCGACGGCUACGGGGGCCGCGAGCGCGACUACGCUGAGCACCCGAGCGGAGGCUCCUACCGAGACCCCUUCGACGGCUACGGGGACCCGCGGGGCGCCGGGCCUGCCCGAGGCCCGCCGCCAUCUUACGGCGGAGGCCGCUACGAAGAGUACCGCGGCUGCUCGCCCGACGGCUACGGCGGCCGCGACAGCUACCGCAGCGAGCGCUACUCGAGUGGCCGCGAGCGCGUGGGCAGGCCGGAGCGUGGGCUGCCGCCGUCUGUGGAACGAAGCUGCCCGACCCCGCGCGACUCGUACAGCCGCUCGGGCCGCCGGGCGCCCCCCAGGGGCGGAGGCCGAGUGGGAAGCCGCCUGGAGCGAGGUGGAGGUCGGAGCAGGUACUGAGCCCCCCGGACUGGGACUCGGACUCAGGACUCACGUCCAAGUCAAGAAAAGAAGAAUUCGUUUCCUGGUAACUCACCCAAGGACUAGGACUAAGAAGAAUCGUUUUCCUUAUUUUUACCGUUUUAAGAUUUUUUUCCCCCCAUGUUAACUACCUCUGCA
Alexandromys fortis (reed vole) is the source of this 1421-nucleotide messenger RNA. RefSeq names its product RBMX like 2 (gene Rbmxl2). Gene Ontology annotation, biological process: positive regulation of mRNA splicing, via spliceosome. Gene Ontology annotation, molecular function: RNA binding. The record is from RefSeq and is a predicted model, not a curated record. The transcript has a single exon. The coding region runs from base 99 to 1262 and encodes 387 amino acids. Lineage: Eukaryota; Metazoa; Chordata; Mammalia; Rodentia; Cricetidae. Gene Ontology annotation, cellular component: spliceosomal complex.